Molecule: messenger RNA, 1694 nt
Organism: Arabidopsis arenosa
Lineage: Eukaryota; Viridiplantae; Streptophyta; Magnoliopsida; Brassicales; Brassicaceae
Source: the annotation of a GenBank genome assembly
AAACUCCAAAUAUCAUCUGAGUCGUGUCGUUUUCAUACAACAAUUUAUGGUUCCUUCUGGAAGGAAUUACAUUCUUAUGGAUCCUCAUAAAAAGGUUGCACUGGAGACUGAGUUCUUUACAGAAUACGGUGAAGCUAGCCGAUACCAAAUCCAAGAAGUUAUAGGGAAAGGAAGUUACGGGGUUGUGGCAUCUGCAAUUGACACACAUUCAGGCGAAAAGGUUGCCAUUAAGAAAAUUAAUGAUGUGUUUGAGCACGUCUCUGAUGCAACGCGGAUUCUAAGAGAGAUCAAGCUUCUCAGGUUGCUCCGCCAUCCUGAUAUAGUGGAGAUAAAACAUGUAAUGCUUCCUCCUUCACGCCGUGAGUUCAGAGACAUAUAUGUUGUUUUCGAGCUGAUGGAAUCAGAUCUUCACCAAGUUAUCAAGGCGAACGAUGAUCUUACACCUGAGCACUACCAGUUUUUCCUCUACCAGCUUCUUCGUGGUCUGAAGUUUAUACACACAGCUAAUGUGUUUCAUCGUGAUUUGAAGCCUAAAAAUAUUCUAGCUAACUCUGAUUGCAAGUUGAAGAUUUGCGACUUUGGGCUUGCUCGAGUGUCCUUUAAUGAUGCACCUUCGGCUAUAUUCUGGACUGACUAUGUUGCUACAAGAUGGUACCGUGCACCAGAACUUUGUGGCUCUUUCUUCUCCAAAUAUACUCCUGCCAUUGAUAUAUGGAGCAUAGGAUGCAUAUUUGCAGAAAUGCUUACUGGGAAGCCAUUGUUUCCUGGGAAGAAUGUGGUGCACCAAUUGGAUAUUAUGACUGAUUUGCUUGGUACUCCUCCUCCCGAAGCUAUUUCAAGGAUUCGUAAUGAAAAGGCGAGGAGAUAUCUCGGCAAUAUGAGGAGAAAACCACCAGUUCCAUUCACUCACAAAUUUCCUCAUGUAGACCCGCUGGCCCUUCGCUUACUGCACCGUCUUCUUGCAUUUGAUCCCAAAGACCGUCCCACAGCUGAAGAGGCACUGGCAGAUCCUUACUUCUAUGAUGUGAGAGAAUUGAUCUACAGAGAGAUAUUAGAGUAUCAUCCUCAGAUGCUGCAAGAAUAUCUUCGAGGUGGAGAACAGACUAGCUUCAUGUACCCAAGUGGUGUUGAUCGCUUUAAGAGACAAUUUGCUCAUCUUGAGGAAAAUUACGGUAAGGGUGAGAGAGGCUCACCUCUUCAACGCCAACACGCUUCUUUGCCUAGGUAUACAAUUUUGUUUGUUGGUUUGUCAGGAGAGAGUCCUGCUCCUAAGAAAGAGAAUGGAUCACAAAAUCACGAUAUCGAGAACAGAUCCACAGCGUCUUUAGCCACGACCCUCGAAAGCCCUCCGACGUCACAACACGAGGGUUCAGACUACAGGAAUGGAGUGAGCCAGACGGGUUACAGUGCUCGCAGCUUGCUGAAAAGUGCCAGCAUCAGUGCAUCUAAAUGCAUUGGCGUGAAACAAAGAAACAAGUCUGAGCACGGGGAAUCGAACAAUGAUACGGUUGAUGCUUUGUCUCAAAGGUUGCGGCUCUCCACACUUGAUUCAGAGUUUGGUGAUUGAAACUUGUGUUAACAGUAGACCGGCUGAUUCUACAAUUCUUAUACAUCUCUCACAGAGAAGAAGAAGAAGUGGUAUGAUCUUGAUGAUACUGAGAGACAUGAGCUAUGAACAAAACAACUUAACCUUC